Molecule: messenger RNA, 4092 nt
Organism: Podarcis muralis (Common wall lizard)
Lineage: Eukaryota; Metazoa; Chordata; Lepidosauria; Squamata; Lacertidae
Source: RefSeq, a predicted model, not a curated record
UUGGAUUUGGCGCUGUUCAGCAACAAUCCCACUCACCCCCGGCAGAUAUUUUUACAAUAAGGAAAUCGAGUGCAAAACACACUGGGAUGUGUGGGGAUAACGCGUUGACCCGGCGGCGAAUGACAGGCAGAAAUUCAACCGGUGCCACCCCUUUUAGCCACCCUCAAAUGGAGGGCUCUGCUUGGGAACCUGAAAUGAAGAUUGGGUGGAACUCUUGGGUUUCCCCCAGUGCAUUUUUUUUGCAGUGAAUAGAUUACUGUACAGUAUCUGAGAAUUCACUUCCUGCCCAACCACCCACAUCACUCAACCCCCACUUGACACCCUCCCCCCGCUGGUGGCAAACUGCCUUUUGAAUUACUUCUCUUUUUGAAGCUUGGAGGAAGACACAGGGGAGCUGCAAGGAGCAGAUUUCUUCAGCCAGGAGGAUAAGUGCAGCUGUCAAGUCUGCAGGGAAAGAUUCCCCAAGACCCACUCACUGGAGCCAAGUGUGAAAAAGAAUUCUGAGCCUAUCCAUCACCACAUGAAAAGACUCGCUGCAGGCAAUUCCCUGGAAUUUGCAAUUCUAGAGACCAGGAAUGUCUGGACUGUGGCUGCAUUAAAAUUGAUUGUUCUGAGUGAGGUGGAAAGCUCAUUUGUGAACAUUAUUAUAAUUAACAAUUAGUCGCUGUUCUCAGAAAGGUGAAUGCAAGGCAACUUUCAAAAAGGAUAUUCUCUUGUGCAUCUAUUUCUCUCUUCCUCCUACCUCCCUCAAAACCCCCUUUAGCAGAAACACCUGUCUGCAACACCUUCAGUUUCUAUGCUUUCCUGGAGGACUCAUUUACAGAGAGAUUCAUGGACCUUGAGGAGUGACUUUAGAUGAAGAAAGCCCACCAGAGGCUGGGAACGCCUCCUCACAUCUGAACAGUUCAAUGGAGACCUUGAGAGUGGAGGUGAACAUGUCUGUGGAUGAAGGGGCAGCAAAGACCCCAGGAUUGCAGAAGGGAGAGCACAACACCCCCAACGUCAAAUUGUGGACAGAUCUGGGGGGAACAAAAGCCCCACACCUUGCAUGCAUCAAGGGGAUUGGAGAAUCACAAGCUAUGGUCUAUCCAUGGCAGGUGAAACAUGAACCAGAAGAGGAGCUUCAGGAAUGCUGGGAAGCCCAGUGGCAGGAGUUCCUCAAGACGUUGCAGGCCCCUCACUCAGGAUGGGGGAAUCAUCAGGUAUCAGAGGGGCCCUCCCCAUGGGAAGAUGCUAAGGCCUUCCUGGCCUCCUUUGAGCAAGUAGCCUCAGCCUGCCGGUGGCCUCUGGACAAGUGGGUGACCCUCCUCUUGCCAGCCCUCAGCGGAGAGGCUCAGCAGGCCUUCAACAGCCUCAGUGCCCAGGACAGGGGAGACUACGGGAAGGUGAAGGCGGCCAUCUUGCAAGGAGAGUCCACUUUGAGGGAGAAGCAGCGCCAGCACUUCAGGCAGUUCUGCUACCAGGAAGUGGAGGGGCCCAGAGGCGUUUACGGCCGGCUGAGGGAACUUUGCCGCCAGUGGCUGAGAGCGGAGAGACACACCAAGGAAGAGAUCUUGGAGCUGCUGAUCCUGGAGCAGUUCCUGACCGUCCUGCCCCAGGAAAUGCAGAGCUGGGUGAGGGAAAAGGGCCCAGAGACCUGCACCCAGGCGGUGGUUCUGGCAGAGAAUUUCCUGCUACAGCAGAACACGGUGAAACAGGAAGGAGAGGGGCUGUGGCCCUUGGGUGUGGGACUGGCUGUGAAUCCCUCGGAGGCAGGCUUGGUUCCACCACCAGAGGCCUGGGAAAGGCAGUCAUUCAAGGAGCUCAAGCAGGAGCAAGAUGAAGAGGCAAGCUUGUUUGGUGAUGGGCAGGUACAUGAAAACCAACUUGAUAAUCUUCAGCAGGGUGAUUCUGAGGUACCAGCAGAUGCAUCACUGCAAGGAGAUGACAACUUCCAUUAUUGCAAAGAGGGAGGAAGCCUUGGGAGUCAGGAGGGACUGGAGAGCAAGUGGAGAACCAAACCUGAGAAGUCCUCAGAUGAAGCCGUUCCUGUCCAUGAAGGUAACUUAGAACAGGAGGAAACCGGAGUCCACCCCAAAAUCCACCGCUGUCAUUGUGGAAAAAGUUUCCGCUGGAGCUCAAAUUUCAGGGUCCACGAGAGAAUCCACACUGGAGAGAAGCCGUAUAAGUGUGCCGAAUGCAGGAUGAGUUUCCGUAAAUCUGCACAGCUCAAGGCCCAUGAGGGAAUCCACACUGGGGAGGUGCCCUUCCGGUGUUCCAUGUGCCAGAAGAGUUUUACAAGUGGCUCAAACCUCGUUGCCCACGAGAGGAUUCACACUGGAGAGAAACCGUACAGGUGUACGCACUGCGGGAAAAGUUUCCGCCAGAAAGGCACCCUCACGACACAUGAGAAAAUCCACAUUGGAGAGAAACCUUUCAAAUGCUCAAUCUGCGGGAAGAAUUUCCGCCAGAAGGGCACAUUGAGGACGCACGAAAAGAUCCACCUGGGACAGAAGCCAUAUAAGUGCUCCGAGUGCGGGAAGAACUUCCGGACCUCGGCGGACCUGAGAGUCCAUGAAAGGAUCCACACUGGAGUGAAACCAUAUCAGUGUGCCGUGUGCCAGAAGAGUUUCACCGACGGCUCAAACCUCAUUACCCACGAGCGAAUCCACACGGGAGUGAAACCAUAUCAGUGUGGGCGCUGUGGGAAGAGCUUCUGUCAGAAGUCAGGCCUUAUGACACACGAACGAGUUCACACCGGGGUCCUCCCUUACAAGCGCCCGGUCUGUCAGAAGGGUUUGGCCGGUGGCGCAAGUGGAAGCUCGUGUCAGGAAACAAAUCCCGGAGACAAAUUGCAUAUGAGUGCUGAUUGUGGGGAGGGCUUCAGUGACAUAGGGCAUGUGAGAAGAGAAGAGCCAAACAUCAGAGAACAGCCGUAUGGGCUAUUGGAAAAGAGUUCGGAUGGAGCAUCGUCCUUCUGACACUAGAGAGAAUCCAGAACGCAGGGAAGCCAUUUGUGUCGACAGAGGUGGGGAACCUGUGGCCCUGCAGAUACUGCUGAACUACAAAUCCCAUCAUCCAUACCAACUGGGUGUGGUGGGAGUUGGAGUCCUGCAACAUCCAAAGGACCACAGGUUCCUCACUACUAUGUUAAGGCUUUGUUAAAGGGUUAGGUCAGCCUUCCCAACCCAGCACCCUGCAGAUUAAACUCCAUUCAGCCCCUGCAACCAUGGGCAAGAGUUGGGGAUGAUGGGAGUUGUGCUCCAAGAACUUAUAGAGGGUACCAGGCUGUGGAGGCCUGGUCAGUAAGGCAGGGUUGGGAAACCUGUGGCCAUUUAGAUGGUGCUAGACUACAGACUUCCCUCUGCCCCAGCCAAUAGUCAGAGGUGGCCUGGAGAGCCCACGGUUAACGCCUUCCUGCCACAAGUAUUUGGAGCUUGGCUAUGAGAUAAGUUGCAUCAGUGCUCUGACUUUGGAAGAAGCUCCCAAUGAACAACUGAUGAUGAGGAAGCCUGAAGAUGAGUAUCUGAUCUUCAUAAAACUCACAGUGAAUCCCCAAAGAUUUGGAGCCCUUAAACCCACACAGAGUGGAUCUGCUUAAUCAGACUACAGAAUUUGCUGAAUGUUUACACAAGAGACGAACUUUGAUAUUAAAGAAAGUGACUAAAUUUCAGUGAGAUGCUUGCAUGCUAGUGUUAGGACUAUGUAAAACCGGGAAGAAGCAUUGACAGUAACUAGCAUUUUCAAGUUUCUAAUUCAUGUAUUAUUGUCUUAAUAGGGAAUUGUGUGCAAUGAACUUCUUUCUGCCUGUCUUGGCUUGGGGUGGGGGGCGAGGAUCCCUUCCACCAGGAGCCCAUGUAGGUGGUAUGAGCCGGAGAGCACUUACAUCCACCCAGCCACAGACUGGACCUGAAUUGGGAACAGUACCCAUGGAGGCUGGCCAGUUAAGGCAAAUGGAGCCCACCAGCCUCAGUUUGCCCUCAUCCAGCCGUCACCAACCCACCUUCCUUAUUACAGCCAGUCCAGUGGAUAGCCCUGGCUGUCAGCACUCUCCUCCUCAGUUUCAGUGUUGUGAAUCUAGAACUCAGCAAGGAGGAGGACAAAGCAAAGCUA